Trichophyton rubrum CBS 118892 is the source of this 1653-nucleotide messenger RNA. RefSeq lists its product as uncharacterized. The coding region runs from base 1 to 1653 and encodes 550 amino acids. The record is from RefSeq and is a predicted model, not a curated record. The transcript is spliced from 3 exons. Gene Ontology annotation, molecular function: transmembrane transporter activity. Gene Ontology annotation, biological process: transmembrane transport. Lineage: Eukaryota; Fungi; Ascomycota; Eurotiomycetes; Onygenales; Arthrodermataceae. Gene Ontology annotation, cellular component: membrane.
AUGUCUGUGACGUCUAUAGAAUUGGCAUCUCCAGCGCGGGUCCACGCUACCACCAAGUCUUCGCAGCUGGUGUUAGAGGCCAUAGGGAGCAGUGCGGAGAACGUUACCAGCCAUGGUGUACAUCGAGACCCAGAUGAUAGCAGUGACGAGGAGGUGGCCAGUACCUUUUCCGUCCCGCCUGUUUCGAGGACAAAAGCCGCGGUUAUUAUUGCUUCAGCGUCGAGCAUGGUACUAAUGAACUCCGUACUGACUGGUAUACUUACCGUGGGACUGCCAGUCAUUGCAGCUGAUAUUGGACUUGGGGACAGCUUACUUCUAUGGCCAGCAUCGGUUUAUGGGCUGACUUGUGGCUGCACGCUUCUUCUCUCGGGAUCCCUUGCGGAUGUAAUUGGCAGCCGACCGAUCUACCUUGCGGGAUGUGGUAUCCUAUCUGCCUUUACCCUUGGAUGCGGCCUUGUCAAGACUGGUAUUCAGCUCAUUAUGUUCCGCGCUAUGUCCGGAAUCGCCAUGUCUCUGUGUCUCCCUAGUGCCGUGAGUAUUAUCACUGCUGCCUUCGCGCCAGGUGGACGAAGGAAUAUCGCCUUUGCAUGCUUGGGUGCGGCGCAGCCCGUCGGAUUCUCGCUUGGUAUAGUCCUUGGAGGUGUUCUGAUUGCAAGCAUUGGGUGGAGAUAUGGAUAUUACAUCGUUGCAGGUGUCAACGUCCUGGUCCUUAUUGUCGCCUUCUGGCAAAUUCCUGCAGACCCCCGGAAAGUAGUCCCAGUAACCUGGAAGAGAUUAACAACUGAGAUUGACUGGGUUGGAACUCUCCUCAUCAGUGCAUCCCUUGGAUUGUUUUCUUAUGCUUUGUCAACCAUCAGUGUGUCGAUCCGUGAGUUGGCCAAGCCAGGUAACGCUGUGGCCCUGGCUCUCUCGGCAGUUUGUCUUGCAGGGUUUGUCUUCUGGAUUCAUCGUCAAGAGCGACUUGGUCGGGUCGCCAUGGUACCACCAAACUUGUUUCAGUCCACCACUAACGCUCCCCGACGAGCCCGAAACUUCACCUGCGUGUGCAUCUCAGUCUUCUUUACCUGGGCGCUUUUCAAUUCUUUCCAGUUCUUCACCACCCUCUACUUCCAGGAACUCCAGGGGAACUCGGCUCUUAUGGCCUCCAUCAAAUAUAUCCCCAUGGUUAUAUCGGGCCUUGUCAUUAAUAUUGUCACCGGUUUUCUCGUAAAGCGAGUUUCUGCGGAUAUUCUCUGUACUUGUGCGGCCGUCGCGUCUUCAAUCGCUCCAUUACUCAUGGCAAUCGCCCGUCCAGAAUGGAGUUACUGGACCGCUACAUUCUUUGCAACUAUUUUAAUACCCGUCUCUGCUGAUACGCUUUUCACAGUGUCAAACCUCGUGAUUACUUCUGCGUUCCCUCCCAAGACCCAUGGGCUAGCUGGUGGAGUGUUCAACACUAUAUCUCAAAUUGGUAUGUCCGUUGGCAUCGCCAUUACUGCAGUGGCCUCUAACUCUGUGAUUGAACAUGAGCUCCCUCACACAGACCGAAAAACAGCCUUGCUCAAGGGUUACAGAGCUACGUAUUGGAUCUCCUUUGGAGCUGCUGUGAUGAUGGUCGCAUUAAGUCUAUGGGGAUUAAGGAGUAUCGGAAAGAUUGGACUAAAGAAGGAGUAA